Messenger RNA from Cryptotermes secundus, 5843 nucleotides. It is a transcript of the gene spri, whose product is annotated as protein sprint. The record is from RefSeq and is a predicted model, not a curated record. The coding region runs from base 25 to 4404 and encodes 1459 amino acids. Gene Ontology annotation, molecular function: small GTPase binding; guanyl-nucleotide exchange factor activity. Gene Ontology annotation, biological process: vesicle-mediated transport; signal transduction. The transcript is spliced from 16 exons. Gene Ontology annotation, cellular component: endocytic vesicle; cytosol. NCBI's taxonomy places the organism in Eukaryota, Metazoa, Arthropoda, Insecta, Blattodea, Kalotermitidae.
GGCGAUGCGUUCCUGGAGCCGUAUAUGCAAGGCCUUGCUCCUCCGGACUUCUCGUCCUCCCCGCACACCAGCGUCCCUACGGUCAAUGCGAGCAGCGCCGAGCAGACCCCACACACCGCGACGCCGGAAGACGGCGAAAGCAUCACCUCAUCUCCUGUCGGCGAUAACCACAACACUCUAGCAGACCUCUCUGCACAGCUCAGAUUCCUCGAGCUAGAUGCUAGCGCGGACAGUCUGGACCAGGGCCAUGACUCCAGCCUGUCAUCCUCUGCAGCUAGCAGUGAAGUUGGUGGCAGUGGUGAAGGUGGCAAUGCACCCUGUAAUAUCAGCCUGCUAGAGAGACUGAUUCGCAGCCACCCAGUAUGGUUCCUCCCUGGCAUCCAGCGCGCAGGGGCCUUCCACCUCCUGCAGGGAAAAGAGGAAGGAAACUUUGUGGUUCGUCAGUCAAGUCAGCCUGACACAAUGGCUAUCUCAGUGCGUCUCCCUGCAGGCAAGGGUCCGUACAUCGAGCAUUACCUCAUCCAGGCAGUUGAUGGAGAGUUGAGCCUCGAGAGUUCUGACAACCGAUUUAGCAACAUUCCCUCACUCAUUGCCCAUUACUCUCAGUGCUGUGAUGAACUCCCCGUGCAGUUGACAUUGCCCCGAGCAAUGCGAGAAGCCAAGAACCACCAGCAGCUGUCCUCUCUCGCUCUGCUUGGUCAGGAGUUCUGGAGGUAUCCAAUGGCUAAUCCACGACCCCCAGAACAGCAAAAUCAGCAGCACUCUGAGACAUCAAGUUCACAGCAGAGAGUAGCAGUUGGAGAAAGCCUCCAGAGCCCCCCUAGCAGUGGUAGUAGUCUUAGCAGCCUUGGGAGUGGAAACAAUAACCACAACAGUGGGCAUGACAUUGCAGCAAGAACACCAAGCUCAGAGCUGGGAGGUGGUUCUGGUAUUGGGGAUGCCAUUGUUUUAAACCUUGCACCACUCUCUUCAACUGAACAUUCGCAGCAACCCCAAAGCUUAAUGAGCACAUUCAAAGGAAGUGGUGCCAGCUCUAGUUGUGAUGUCAUAGGUAGUCCAUCUUCUCCAACUAGCAGUAGUGUGGUACCAGGUGUCGGUUCAGCUAUUGUGGUGACAACUGCAAGUACAUCAUCUAGCAUUGCUGCCACAGCUCUGGUCAGGGGCCCAAGGCCUACACCUCCGAACACACUUAACCUCAUGUGUUCCGCCUCAUCUCAUACUAGUUCACUGGCAGCUUCAGGCAUGCGGUCAGCCUCCAACAGUCCUGCACAGUUAGUGUCGCCCCCCUCCACCAACUCAACUAAUGGAGAUGGCUCACGUGCAGGACCUCUAGUUUUGUCCGGAGGAGGAGGGGGAGGCAAGACUCCACCUCCACCACCACCUCGCUGGGCCAAACCCACAACUCUGACGUCAGCAGCUCUCCCUGGUCAGAACUUCACUGUGACAACCACUGUCACCUUCAGUGUGAACCACAACACAACACCUCCUCCCCAUGUGGAGGUCUCAUGUGUGCAGGUAACCCCAAAACGGCCCCAAAUGGAGUCAGAUGGUCUGCAAACAAUGUCUUCACACUGUAGCAGCGCAAGCACAUUAGAGCAAUGUGGAGUUCGUCUUCAUCAAGUGAUGUCCCCAACAACUCCUAGUGACAUCAGUAAGCUACCUGGAAAUGGACGGGGAAAGAAACAUCGCCCUAGCCAUGGUCGCCAAACCACCAUCAAGGAAUCUCACCAUUAUCAAGAGUCGGAUAUCUUAGAAUCACCCACUGUAUAUUAUCGAAGCUCUGUUGCUGAUAAAGUCUCAGAUUAUGAAGACAUUUGGGGUCCAGAAAUGUUGUCUACGUUCAAACCACCUCAUCCAUUCCCACGCUCAUCUCCUUUCUCUUCUCCUGAAGAUAUCAGCACAAGUAGUGGUGGAAACAAGAAAACUCCAGAUCUCUUAGAAAGAAUUACUACCCCUGUUUCUGGCAGUUGUAUUUCUCUUAAUUCAGCCAAUGGGAAUUUAAAAGAUCAGCAACAGAGAAAUAGGUUGGGCCUUGUUAUAAACACUGGAAGCUGUACCAACUCUGUCACAAACUCACCAAUGUCCCCUCUGGGUACAGAAACGAAACAGCAAUCUGAGGAGCCUGGAAGCAUGACUCCAAAGAACACAAAACAAGGAAGUCCUUUCUAUGCAGAGCCAGCUGAUGCUCUGAGGCAGGCAGCUUUGGUACCCCGAAGACGACCACGGCCAGGUGGACAGCAGAUUUUCCAACAGCAGACACGAAAUCAUAGGCACUCAGAUCCUGCCUCUUUCCAACAGUGGCCGGUUUUACCACAUCAUACAGGUCAGCUUGAGAGGAUAGACUCAAAUGAUGAGCUGACAGCAACACCGCUCUCUUCAUCUGUUGACAACCUUGCACUGCUGAAACCCUCUCGAAAUGGGGCUACCAGCCAGCAGAAUAUCAACAGACCUCGAGGAAAACCAGUUCAACCUCCAAGAAUUAGGCCUAAAAAUAUGAGAGGAAAAUGUUUCAAUGAUACAUCAUGGGCUGUGGAUUCCAGUUGGGAGUUCAUAGGCAAUGAAGAUGAUGGUGAAGAUAGUGAGCAUGGUGAAGGGGGACUAGAGGAGCGUGAGCGGAGGUUUCCUACAUUAGAGCAGCAAGAAAAUUCACUUGGUGUUGGGGAUGGCAUGUCCUCAGGAGGCAGAAAGAUAACAGUACAGGACCUAAUAGCACAGAGAUUUCCAUCCCUGAGGCUGUCUCCUGAGAUUUUAUCACCAAAUGUUCUCCCUGGCAUUUCUUCACCUCUUGAUUCACGUAUGUCAUCAUACGAUAAUGUUGAAGGUCGUAAUGGCGGCAGUCAUGAUAUUAUUGCCUCUUCUAAUCACAAUCACCACAAUGUCACACUGCAUCAUAAUCAUCCUAGCAGUAACCAUCACUGUGCCUCACAAAUUAGUGACAAUGAAGACACACAGACUGUCUUCUCAGAACCAUGGGACAGUUCUCGGUGGGAGAAUCUAUUGCAUCCAGACCACACAGAGACUAAUUUGAGUCUAGGAUCUAAUUCUGUGGUGCAAGUUAUGGGACAAACACCGCUAUUGGGACCUGAGGAAGAUGACACAAUGUGUGGCACCAACACAAACAGAAUCCAUUCAAACCACAUGGUAAAUGGAUGCACCAGCAACAAUGGCCACAUCAGCAGGACUAAAAGCUUCAAGGAAAGGCUGGAUCCUCUGCUGUCUCCUCCCAGACUGCAGGCACUGAGGAACCGUGACCUGGGAGGAACAGGGGCAUCCAUCAGAGCUUAUGCCUUGCACCUUGCUGCAGAUAAGAGUACAACAUUUGCACAAAAUAUUGAUAACUUCAUUGCAUGUACACGGGACUCACGUGAAACCAACCCCCAAGUGGUGAUGCGUAAUAUGAGACAGUUCAUGUCUGGUAUGAAGAAUUACCUUGUCAAACAUGGAGAGCGUGAGUUCGAAAAGGAAGUUGAGAAAGAAAGAGUGAAGCUGAAGUCUACAGAAUUUCUGAAUCUGGAUGCCAUCUUAGAAAGUGUGAUGCACAAGCUGGUUGUGAGGCCCCUGAAAGAGCAUCUAUAUCAGCUGUUUGUGGAGGAGUACACACGCACCGGUGCAAUCCAACUGCUGGCAGACAACAUCCAGUAUGCACGUACCAAACCAAUGCAUGAGCUAGGUGUCCGUGCCAGGAUAGCUCCCCCCUCAGAGGAAGCUCUUGAAACCAUCUGCCAUCUACUGACCAAAUUGCAGGAGGUAGACUCCCCACUUGACAAGCUGGAGAGUCUACUCGCUUGCAUUGGAACAAUUUUCAACUCGGUGAAAUCUGCAAACCAAAGGUGUGUAGCGCUGGGAGCAGAUGACUUCCUACCCUUGUUUGUGUGGGUGUUGGUACAAAGUGGAAUGUUGGCUGCAGAGAUAGAAGCUGAUUACAUGUGGGGGCUGCUGCACCCCUCACUUCUGUCUGGUGAGGGAGGAUAUUACCUCACGACGCUGUCCAGUGCAGUUCACGUUCUCAAGAAUUUCAGAUUGUGUUCUGAAGAACAGAGCAAGACGCUGGGCCCAGGAGCAAGUCUUGAUUGGAAAGUGGCAUCACUGACAGAGUUCCGGUCAGUUUUGAAGAUUGUUGUGCCAGAUGAAAUGCAUGGCUCUAUCAUCACAAAGACUCUUCCAGUACGGCCAAACAUGACCACACGUGAUGUGUGCAAGAUAAUUGCUCAUAAGGUCCGCAUUACAAAUCCUCAAGAUUAUGGUCUGUUCAAGCUAGUUGAUGGGGAAGAGACGCUCCUGGCUGAUGGAGAAUGUCCGCAGGACAUCAAGGGAAAUGUGGCCCAGGCUGGCAAACAUUGUAUGUUUGCUUAUAAAAGGAUAGAUGCAAAAAUUGCCUGGCCUAGAACAUCAUCGCCUCAUUAGAAAACUGCAGCAACCAAACCAUGGCUUGCCCACUGUUGUCACAUCUUGCCAUGUAAAAUAUUGUUACUUCUUGUGGGUGGAAGUGCAUGUAAGAACUUCUGUAAAGAGGAGUAUAAUUUUGGUAUUGGCAUGUUAAACAUGGCAUAAUAGUUUGACCCUGAUGCUCUUACUUGCCAGUUUCAGUGUUCACUGUUACUUGCAGAAUAAUACUACCUGAUCAGAGGAGCUGGUAUUAGUUUCAUAUUUUCAGUAUCUAAUGUAAUUAAUUUGACCACAGAGAUGUCAGCCAAACAAAAAUGGUCAUGUCUCCUACACUCAGUUUUAAUUUUCAUUAAAUGGGAGACUGUAUUACACUGUGAAUAAAUUUAGAGAUAACAUUGACAAAAUAUUUUUAAAACUGCCAAAAAUCUUCAAACAUACUGGCAUAACUUUUUUGUAAAAAUGAAAUAAGUUAUUACUUUUUUUGAGCAAUAUUUGAGAAAAGAAAUUAAUGUAUUUAGGAUGCCAUUUAUGUUUCUUAAGCAGUGAGAGUUGUGACGAACAUUUAAGUUAAAACAAUGGAGCAGCUUUCAAGAUGGCAAGCUCAAUAUUAUUGAAACAAGAAGUGUAUAUAGUUUUGUAAGAUUUAUUGUUUAGACUGUGAUUGGAAAGUGACUUUUCACCAGUUUUUCCUCAUAGUCCUCUAGGCCUUUGUACUCUGCUACUUCUAGAUUAUGUUAUGAUCCUACUCUGUAUGUUUGCAUUGUCAGCCAUUAAUUAUUUUGUGGGAUUGUUUGUGAGAUACAAAUGAAGUAUUGCUUGCAGAAAUUUAAAGUCACUGUACAUUCAGGUUACUUGCAUAACUCAGUUCACUCUAUAGUAACUGAAAAGGUGAACAAGAAUGUUGAUUCUUGGCAGCAUACGUUAAUUACACUAUAGCUUUUUAUAUGCUUAAUUCCUUUACAGAACAAAUAGAAUUAAAUGGAAAACUGCAAAUUGUUUUCAAAUCCUUGAUGGGAAUUGGGGACAUACUCAAUUUAUUUUUGGCUUAAGCAGGGAGGUUCUCAAGCACCUAACUUUUAACUAGAUUUCAUUGAUAUUUAAGGGGCCUUAAAACUGUAGUACCAUAUUCCAACCAAGUCUUUUCAAUUUAUAUAUUUGUAAAAUAUUUCUACUCCAUUCUGCAGCAUGACCACUUUUUUUACUAAUAUGCUAGUCAUGAAGCGAUUGAUUGAACUGAACCUUAAUUAAUGGCUACUAUCUUUACAGUGCUGCUCAUACUGGUUACAUACUCUUUACUUCUGAGUAUUAGACUGUAAUGAAGAUAUUUGUAUGUUUUUUAUUAUGUAAAAACCAUGUUUUGUUUUCUUUCUUUUGUUCACAUCACUUAAUAUAAUAUAAUUCAUCAUGUAUGUUAAUUGUCUUUUGUAAUUAAACAGAAAAUGUUUUUCUAGAUCACA